CACCGUUCACGUACGAGAGCGCGCGGCUCCGGGGAUGCAGCUACGAAUCUGACCUCGAGUCCUAACGCACUGAAACCGGAGCGAGACGCAGCGUGUCGAGGCCGACUACACGAUUGUUGAGGACGUGAGUCGCCAUGGCUGAGCAGCAGAGGCAGCGCACCCUCUCCACCUCUGGAGAAUCCCUCUACCAUGUGCUGGGCGUCGACAAGCUGGCCACUAGUGAUGACAUUAAGAAGUCCUACAGGAAACUUGCACUGAAAUAUCACCCUGACAAGAAUCCGGACAAUCCUGAGGCAGCAGACAAGUUUAAAGAAAUAAACAACGCCCAUGCCAUCCUGAAUGAUCCCACCAAACGCAACAUUUAUGACAAGUAUGGCUCUCUGGGCCUCUAUGUAGCUGAGCAGUUUGGCGAGGAGAACGUCAACACUUACUUCGUCUUGUCCAGCUGGUGGGCUAAGGCACUAUUUGUGUUCUGUGGUCUGGCUACGGGCUGCUAUUUCUGCUGCUGUCUGUGCUGCUGCUGUAACUGCUGCUGUGGGAAGUGUAAACCACGGCCACCGGAGGGACAGGAGCCGGAGUUCUACGUCUCUCCUGAAGACUUGGAGGCCCAACUGCAGGCUGAUGAGAGAGAGGCGGGUGGAGGUGAGCCCAUUGUCCUGCAGCCUUCAGCCACAGAGACCACUCAACUAACAUCUGAUGGCCACCACACCACCUACCGGACCGACACUGGCUUCAACUAACGCCAUCCCCCCUCCCCUGCCUCCACCACGUGGCCCUCCAUCUGCCACUCUGCUCCCUCCCCCAGUCUGAGGAACAACCAGAGGAGCAACAACAAAAAAGAAAAAGCCACCAUUGGCAAGGAGUAAAGCCAGUGAUAGUGGAACACAAGCUGAACUCUUUUACAUCCUCCAUUCUCCCUUUUUCUCACAUCCAUUACCACCGUCAUUCUUACAGAGUGGCUAAAUUCGCCUCAGUGUAGCUUCUGGAAAAAAAAAAACGUUAAAAAAAGACGUUUGUUCUCCUGUUUGUUGUACUCCUCUUUUUGGCCUUUGACUUCCAAACUUGCCUUCCCAUCACCCUUUCCUCCAGCCAAAUUUGCUCGCUGUCCUGUAGCAUGCACUGUUUCCACAUCAUCACUAGGUGAGAUUUAACUUUUUUUUUUUUUAAACUAUAGGUAUAUUUAUGCACACUUCUUAUGUUCCCAUUCAGAAGUCAGUGAUGGAAGAACUUGUGAGUCUAAUUUACAGUUGUGCUCACCUUACUUGUAUGGCAUAUGUGUAUGUAAGAAAGGCCAGGAGGAGGAACCUGCUGAUGGUGAUUGUCUUUGGUUGUUUAUUUUUCAAUGCACCAUGCUUUCAUUUGUCCCAUUACAUUUCUGGGAAGAGAGAAAGCUUAACAGUAUGUAAGUUAAAAUCAAAGACCUACAUUUAAUGCCCUGGCUCCUUGUUCAGUGUCCACCUUACCUUUAAUUGUUCCCAUGCUGUCAUAGUCUCCAUGAACCUGAAAGCAAAGUUCUGUCUUAACCUAUCAAGUCUUUUUGCUCAUGAAUUAGUACGAGAAAAAAUGUGCACACCAACAUUUAAGAAAAUAUAUUUUCGUAAUGCUUAUUUAUGCCAUCUGGAUGUUAAAGUAACCAUACCGUGUUGAGGUGUUGACCAACUCUAAAGGCAGAGCCAAAAUUAGUACACAUCAGUUGAUCAAAUUGACGUUUGACAUCAUAAGGUCGUGCCGUGUGUGGGUGUUGGUAUGUGUACUAGCCGGUCUUUGCCUUAGACUGAUGAGGCUAUGUGGUCCUAGUCUUUAUAGCAUGUUCUGAGUCUUAGCAUUAUUUAGCUCUGCUCGGCUUGGUAAUGUCCCUCUUCUCACAUUUUAAGGGACUUGUUAACGCAAACCCGUAUUCCGUUCUAUCAUAUCUCAUAUACCCAAAUGUAUAUGUAAGAAGGAAAGAAAAUUCAGAUGUUUUUAUAUAGAUAUACAAUAUACACACUUUGUGUGUAUGUACAGUAUAUGUAUAUUUUGUGCAUUUUUACUUUAUAAUUGUUGGCUCAUAUUUAUUAUAGUGUGUUAUUGAUCCUUGUGAUGUGUGACUGGUUAACUAGAGUGCCCCCUCUUGUGGUCACUUGAGAACCUUGCGCCAAGAGAGAACGUUAAUCGUGAGUGAAUUUGCCUAUAGUAGUUGGAAGUUGUAUACUCCAGGGCAAACAAUGCCUUCUGUUGCUGUUUACUCCUCGGUUUUUAAAUAGAACUAGGAUUUAGUACAUUAGUCAACACAGUUAAGACAGAAAAUGAAGUAAUGUAGCUUCAGAGCCGGAUUUCAGUCUCUGUGACAACAGAGGAGGGUGUAUAUUCAGAAAUGAAUUUCAGAUUGCAUCAAGCAUCCAUAUGUUGGCUGUUACUGUCUCUUUGCAGUUUUUUGUCUUUUUUUGUCUUGAUUACUGCUGUUUUACAUCAUCAUGGCAUGUCAUGAGUUAUUUCUCUUGGAUGCUGUUGGAAAUUUCAGAACUGUUCUGUCAUAAGGAGUCAUAGUAGGGUUGUAAACUGGUUGAACUGAGGUUUCUGUUAGUACCCUUUGCCAGACAUCAUAUAGUAAAUAAAAUGACAAAAGUGUUUUCACUGAGCAGCUAAAUGUUUAACAGGAUGUACUCUGAGCCAAGGUGUGACAUUUCUCAAUAUUACUAUAACCAAUUUGCCUAAUGCUUUUUAUUUUUGGAGUUAUGUUCUUUAACGUAUACAUUUCGCAGUAGAAUCGAUCCUGAGAGUUUGUAGUGUUCUGUUUACGUUCCGUGUCCUGAGUGAAACUGGUAGUUAGGGUUUUUAUGGUUGCUGUAUUUCUAACUAAAUACAGUACUCUGAGGUGGCCAUAUACAUGCACAUGUCCAAAAAGUGCUUUAACUUCCUUCAGAUUUUCCUUGACCACACCUGCUGGUUAUGCGUUCGUAACUAUAAAGACUUAAGCUGCUUAUGAUUAUUCUCGUAGAUUUUUACAUGAAUAUUUUCCAAUGUCGCUUGCCAAUUUUGCAGCCCACUUUCAGGGUAUGUUAUGUCUUGUGACUUUGACUGAUCUUGCACUCAUUUUAUGCAGAUAACCAUGUUUAGCUGUGCUCGAACCAGAAACAUAGUAACCACAUCACCAGCCAUGGUCGGUCUUCUUUCUUUGGAGUUUACAAAUUAAAUGCCAGUCAUCUUUCACUGACCUGUGUACACUGAGCUUGUGAGCACAGUUCCCUGCAUAUUCAAUCACUCAGACACUCUAUAUCUCUCUCUCUUGCUCGCUGUGUUUUUCCCCUCUUGUUCUUCUGCUCUUGAUGGCUUUUUGAUGGAUGUUUGCCUCUGUGGUCCUCUCCUGUGCAUUUCCCCUUUUUCCCUUCCACACUUACACUGAUAUGCCUACUAUGGCUUCUACGUUGAAAUGUUGGAAAAUGCAACGUUUUUAGUUGAAUGCAAUGGAGCAACAUGACCAGGAAAAAAGUUCCUUGUAGUCUUCAGAAAGAAGAAAAAAAACGUGUGUAAUUACAGUGAAAUGGUAAAUUGCAUUUUUCUUUCUAUUUAAUUUAUUACCUUAUUUUGUCAUGUUUUUAAAGAUUUGUCCUUGUUUCAGAUGGUAUGUAAUUUGGAUGUGGCUAUGAAACUAUGCUACUCAUAGUUAAAUGGUUAAGGUCUCAUGUACAUACACUGAAUAAUGAAGUAUAAUAAUAGACCUUUAUGUUGUAGCAUGGUUAUUGUCUGUCUGAAAGAAAAAAAAAACAUUUACCUGAUUUGCUGGUGUAAAAUAAAUGUUUAUGAACAUUUCA
Molecule: messenger RNA, 3791 nt
Organism: Colossoma macropomum (tambaqui)
Lineage: Eukaryota; Metazoa; Chordata; Actinopteri; Characiformes; Serrasalmidae
Gene: dnajc5aa
Product: DnaJ (Hsp40) homolog, subfamily C, member 5aa
Exons: 5
Coding region: 135-740 (201 amino acids)
Biological process (GO): regulation of synaptic vesicle cycle
Cellular component (GO): presynapse; membrane; intracellular membrane-bounded organelle
Source: RefSeq, a predicted model, not a curated record